This is a messenger RNA of Plasmodium vinckei vinckei, 1911 nucleotides long. RefSeq names its product nucleotide binding protein, putative. The coding region runs from base 1 to 1911 and encodes 636 amino acids. Gene Ontology annotation, molecular function: ATP hydrolysis activity; ATP binding. The transcript is spliced from 6 exons. Gene Ontology annotation, cellular component: mitochondrion; cytoplasm. The record is from RefSeq and is a predicted model, not a curated record. NCBI's taxonomy places the organism in Eukaryota, Apicomplexa, Aconoidasida, Haemosporida, Plasmodiidae.
AUGAAUAUUUUGUAUAAUUCCAAAAUAAUAUUAAAAAAUAAUAUAGGGAUAAAAUCCAAGGUGCAUCGAAAUCAAUGUGUUUUUAUAAAAUCUCAACAUAUAAAUUUUUCAAUAUUAAAUGAAAAGCAUAAUGAUACUAAAAAUAACGAAGCGCCAAAAAAUGUAAAUACAGGCUUUAUUGAGUUAUAUCAUAAAUUGGUGGAAACAAAAAAAAUAGAAAAGGAUCCCUUCCAAUAUAAGCUUAUAUUAGUCUUACAAGCCUUUGAAAACAACCUAAACAACUACUACCAGCAUGUUGAGAGCAAACUGAAAAAUGAGGAAGCAGAGAAGAAAACCUUUUUUAGCUCUUUUUUUAAAGGUGGCAAGAAAAGAGACAAAGAUAAGGAUGAGGCAGCUGAAGAAAGCGAAGAGCUUGGAAAAUUGAAUAAUGAUGAUAACUUUUUCAUAUUUGAUGAUAAAAUAAAAAUAGGAAAGAAAGAGAAUAAACUAAGAUAUGAAUAUAUGGAUAGCGAAAAUGCUUACAAUAAUAAUAUGAAUAGGUACUUAAAUUUAGAGAAAGAAAAUGGAAUAAAAUAUAUAAGAGGUAUAUAUGUCUAUGGGAGUGUUGGUAGGGGUAAGACAUAUUUUUUAAAUUUAGUUUUUGAUAGAAUUAAAGUAAGUAAAUUAAAAAUACAUUAUCAUAAUUUUAUGCAACAAAUUCAUAAAGAUUUUCAUGAAGAAAACUUAAAUAAUUCAGAAGAACCUAUAAAAAAUAUAUCAAUAAAAAUGAGUAGAAAAUAUAAAUUAAUAUUUAUCGAUGAAUUUCAAAUAGUACAUAUAUCUGAUGCUAUGCUUAUUAAAUCAUUGUUUAAACAUUUAUUUUAUCAAGGGACAAUUUUAAUUUGUUCAUCAAAUCGAAAUCCUUUACACCUUUAUCAUAAUGGAUUAAAUAGAGAAAGAUUUAUUGCUUUUAUAAAAUUAUUAUUUAAAUUUAAUUAUAUAUAUGAAAUUGAUAAUUAUCAUGAUUUUCGAUUAAGAAAUAGUAAUUCAAAUGAUAGUAUUUAUAAUAUUCCGUCUAAAAAAGUUGAAGAAAUAAAAAAAUUAUGUAUUAAUAAAUAUAUGGAUACAUAUAAAAAAAAUAUAGACUAUAUUAAAAAUAUAGAAAAAAUUAAUCAUAAAAUUUUUGUAUCAGAUUAUAAAAAAUAUAUUGUCCCAUAUAAUAUAAAUAAUUAUGGAAUAUUUUCAUUUAAAGACUUAUGUUGCCAAAAUUCAAGUAUAGACGAAUUUAAUGCUAUAUCAAAACAAAAUAAUACUAUAUAUAUUUAUGAUAUUCAAAAAAUGACUGAAGAAAUUAAUGGAAAUGAAAUGAGACGUUUUAUACUUUUAAUAGACAUAUUAUAUGAAAAAAAUACAAGAGUUUUUUUUUUUAGUGAUAUACCUAUUUUUCAAAUUUUUCAAACAAAUUCAAUUAUUUCUGAUUUUCAAAAUUUAAUUGAAAAAAUGAAACAAAAGUUUAACAAUUUUAAUCAUUUUAAAAACCAUUUUGAUGAGCAAUUAAAAUCGGGCACUUUUAAUCGACCCAUUUUUAACAACAUUAUUCAAUCUUUUGGAAUAUCUCAAGAAAUUUGUGACAAGCUUUUUGAUGCAAUCAACUACAAUAUUAAUAAGGAAUAUAUACCUAUAGAAUACCUAAGAAAUAUUUUAUGUUUCCAUAUUAUAAAUUAUGAAACUAAUAUAAAAGAGAGCCUAAAUUAUUUAGAUAAUUCCGGUGUCGAAUUGAAGCCAAUUCCAUACCUAUUGUUUGACGAAAAUGAUAUAGACACAUCCCAAGAAAAUUCAUUUGCUUCAAUGAGGACCUUGUCUAGAAUAAAGCAUAUGUGUACAAUGGAAUAUUUGGAAAAGCAUAAAAAAUUGUAUGAAAAUGAUAUAUAA